AAUUAAAUUAUUUCAUGUUUCUUCUGUGUUUUUUUUUUUUUUUUUUUUAUCACUGACGUCGUUUUCUGACAUUGAAUGCAGGUUAUUCAUCAUAUUAUUGUAAUUAAUUCUAUAAAAAUAUGUAUGAAUUUAAUUCUGAUCAUUUUGAUCAACUCUUAAAUACAAACAUAUGAUAUAAAAAUGUGAUUUGAACGUUAUUGCUCUACACCCCAAGGAAGACAUUUUUGAUAUUUUAACAUAAAUGGACGUCUUUAGAACUAAAACAAUAUUUUCCAUGACAGCAAGUUGCGACUGGAGAUGAGUGUCUAGUUCAGAGUGUUAAUCGUUUUUUAGGGCACAUUAAGACAAAAUUCAUAAAAUUCAGUGCAUGAGUGUAUAAAUAGAACAGUAUCUCGAUCCCCCACACGGUGGCGGUGUUGUACCACAGGCCUUUCACGGUCAAACCAAUAGAGGACGUGACGUAUUCUCCUUUCCUGUGUUGGUUCAAACGCUGCAGCGCGGACCAGUCGCUUAUUUUAUGCCGUGUAUCUGGGUGUAAUGGAGUUUGACGGCGAUCUCAUAGUGGAGCGAAUCGACGAUUUAAAGACGGUUACGCCAUUAGAACAUUUAAUGACUCUUCACUGUGCGCAGUGUAACGCGGUUCUGGCGGACUCUUUGGGGCUGUGCGGAGAGCUGACAUGCAUCGACUCCGUCAUGUGCAUGCGAGUAACCAAUGACGUGGUUGUGAGUGGCGCUCUGGAGUCAGUUCACAAAGGGGAAAUGGCUGACUGCAUUUGCUCCAAUCUAAAAUGCCGUUUGUGCAACAGUGUCGUGGGGAAACGCAUCCACGCUGCUCCUGCGCAUCUGGCCGCUACUCGCUCCGUCUUUCUCCUGAGCAAAGCCAAAAUGAGCUGUUACAUUCUGGACAGCAGCUCAAUGGUGAAGGCGUCGUCUCUCUCGUUUGAGCUGGCGCCUCUCCAGGAAACUGUUGAUGAGGCAAGGCAGGAGGUUGAAGAACAGCUGGAUCUGAUGGCACACACCUGCAGCCAGCUGGCUGACAUGAGUAUGAACACCAGCAGUCGAAGCAGGAAGUGGUGUUUGUAAGAUGUUUGUGCUUUAUGUGUGUGUGGACUUGUUCUGUCAAUGAUGCUCCAUCAUUCUGGAUGCUGUUAGGCUGCACAUGUUCUGUGUUCUUUUUUUUCAAAGCUGAUAAUGUACCUUUCUUUUGAUUAAACUGAUAAUGAAUCUUUUUUUUAAAUUAAUUUUUCACUCAAGUUCUGCUACACUUAUUUGUACAUUAUAUAUAUAUUUUACAAUAAAUUUCAGUUUGAUAUCCUUA
Molecule: messenger RNA, 1318 nt
Organism: Xiphophorus hellerii (green swordtail)
Lineage: Eukaryota; Metazoa; Chordata; Actinopteri; Cyprinodontiformes; Poeciliidae
Gene: oip5
Product: opa interacting protein 5
Exons: 5
Coding region: 538-1083 (181 amino acids)
Biological process (GO): CENP-A containing chromatin assembly; chromosome segregation
Cellular component (GO): chromosome, centromeric region; nucleus; chromatin
Source: RefSeq, a predicted model, not a curated record